Messenger RNA from Cryptococcus wingfieldii CBS 7118, 1533 nucleotides. RefSeq lists its product as hypothetical. Lineage: Eukaryota; Fungi; Basidiomycota; Tremellomycetes; Tremellales; Cryptococcaceae. Gene Ontology annotation, molecular function: metal ion binding; poly(A) binding. The transcript has 6 exons. Bases 1 to 1533 code for a protein of 510 amino acids. Gene Ontology annotation, cellular component: nucleus; cytoplasm. Gene Ontology annotation, biological process: regulation of mRNA stability. The record is from RefSeq and is a predicted model, not a curated record.
AUGUCCGUCCAAAUACCCCAGGAACAUUCUGCACGCCUUCAGGCAGAUGUGCAAGCAGAGCUCGAAAGAAGAGAAUGGGCCGAGCCGAACGAUACUGUCAUGGCGGAAUACGUAACUGUGCUACUAGUCAACGGAAGUGCCAGAGAACGAGUGCAGGCAGAGAUGGAGGACCUUGUUGGUGGAGAUUUCGAUUCCGAUUUUCUUGAUUGGCUAUACGCGCGAGCCAGCGCCAUUUCCGGGCCGACCGCUGUCUCCUCGGUACCUCAGUUGACCGCGCCAGAAACGCCUGCCCAGCCCCAAGAGAGCAAUCGACUGCUGUCCUCCGCCCUCGCACCUGUGACAUCCCAAGCAUCAGAGAAACGAAAACUCCCAGACUCUGCCCAAGAAGGCCAGAACAAGCGGGCAGCCCCGGCAGUCCCCUCUGGCCCUCGGUCUGGUCCGGCUGCCGGCAAUGGUGGCCCCGUACGUGGACAAGGCAUGGGGAUCAGAGGCAUGGCUGGGAGUGGUCGAGGAGGAAUCGCAUCUGGCAAUGGCUCAAACGGAUUCCACCAGCAACAACCUGGCUUCAGGCCCCGGCCUCCUAUGCAACAGGGGAGGUUCAACGGGCCUGCGCCAGGCAUGUUUGGGAUGCCUGGUCAGCAGGAAAUGAUGGCGCAGAUGAUGAUGAUGCAGGCCAAUAUGGCGCAGAUGGGACAGAUGAUGUCUAUGAUAACCGACCAACGGCAAAAUCAACCACAAGCGCCUCAACAGGGCGGCUUCCGUCCUCGCCCCCCUCCUCCUGUCAAACUUCCUCCCGGUACCAAGUUCGGCAGUCAUGCUGUAUCAUCAAUUGCUCCCGGCAAAGCUACAACUGGACCCAUCCCGACGAAGCCGACUUCAACAGCACUUUGCAAGUUUGGUGUCGGUUGUAGCAACUCUCGGUGUAUCUACAGCCAUCCAAGCCCGGUUGCAGAUGAGAAGAACGGAAUGGUGCUGAGUGAGGAGGCGUGUGAAAAGGGCAAAGGUUGCAAGGAUGCGGAGUGUGUCAAGAGCCAUAUCAGCCCAGCUGCCAGUGGUGAUAUUUCUGGGCCAUCCAAGCUUUUGUGCAAGUAUCAAAAUUGCACAAAUCCGUCCUGUCUCUUCCGACAUGAGGACGCCAAUGGCAAUCCCAUCGCUUUGCCGGCUCUCGCUAGCAAGGCUGCUACCAAUGGCAAUGACGCUACUGUACCUGCACCUUCAUCCGACGAUGGCAGUGUGGAAGUCAUCACGUCGCAUAAGACGCUCAUGAACUCUUCGUUGGAUGAUGGGCCGAAGGUCGUACAAUGCAGGUACGCGGAACGUUGUACCAGGGCGGAUUGUAAAUUCUCUCAUCCUCCUUCUCGCCCUGUACCCAAAGGACACAACACCAAAAGUUUCAAACCGUCAUCCUUCUCCUCCACUCCGUCGACUUCUACAGAUAUUGCGAGUGCUGGUAUGCACAAGAGCAAGAAGUUUGGCACGGAGACCAAGCUGAACCCAUCUGCGGGGGAUUUCAAGCCUGCCUCUACUGCUUGA